Molecule: messenger RNA, 1062 nt
Organism: Meriones unguiculatus (Mongolian gerbil)
Lineage: Eukaryota; Metazoa; Chordata; Mammalia; Rodentia; Muridae
Product: olfactory receptor 52H1-like
Exons: 1
Coding region: 73-1029 (318 amino acids)
Biological process (GO): G protein-coupled receptor signaling pathway
Cellular component (GO): membrane
Molecular function (GO): olfactory receptor activity; G protein-coupled receptor activity
Source: RefSeq, a predicted model, not a curated record
UGGGACACUGUCUGUGGAUCUCUCUAACUAUCAUGCCUUUUUUGUUUUCAGUUUGUGAGAGUCGUUUACCUCAUGACCACAAUGGCUGCAUUCAACCUCAGCAGCUUUAAUCCAGGCUUUUUCAUCCUUCUGGGAAUCCCAGGGCUGGAGCAGUUCCACGUGUGGAUUGGGAUGUCCUUCUUCAUUAUCUACCUUGUGGCUGUCGCAGGCAACAGCAUCCUUCUCUACCUCAUUUUUAUGGAGCGCAGCCUGCAUGAGCCGAUGUUCUUUUUCCUCGCCAUGCUGGCUGCUACAGAUCUCAUCCUGUGUAAUACAUGUGUUCCCGAAACCUUCAGCAUAUUCUGGCUGGGUCCUCAGCAGAUCACGUUUCCUGGGUGUCUUACGCAGAUGUUUUUCCUCCACUUCAGCUUUGCCAUGGAUUCCGCCAUCCUGCUGGCCAUGGCAUUUGAUCGAUAUGUUGCUAUCUGCUUCCCCCUGAGAUACGCCACCAUCCUCACCCGUCAGACUAUUACCAGGACUGUGGUGGCGAUUACCAGCAGGAGCUUUUGUAUCAUCUUCCCAUGUGUGUUCCUGCUGAAGCGACUGCCCUUCUGCCGAGCCGUCCUCGUUCCCCACACGUACUGUGAGCACAUCGGCGUCGCUCGUCUGGCCUGCGCCGACAUCUCCGUCAACAUCUGGUAUGGCUUUGCAGUACCCGUAAUGACUAUCGUGUCUGAUCUUAUCCUGAUUGGCGUCUCCUACACUAUCAUUCUCCGUGCUGUCUUUAACCUUCCCUCCCGGGACGCCCGCCAGAAAGCCCUUAGCACAUGUGGUUCCCAUGUCUGUGUCAUGCUCACAUUCUACACACCGGCCAUAUUCUCUGUGCUCGCUCAUCGUUUUGGUCACAGUAUCCCUCAUUCCUUCCAUAUACUGUUCGCCAACCUCUACGUAGCCAUCCCUCCUGCCAUCAACCCAAUCGUCUAUGGGGUAAGGACUAAGCAGAUUCGGGACAAAAUCAAGCUCCCGUUUUUUCCCAAACUAAACCACUGACACGGCACUGGGUGCUUGGGAAGGAAAACAGUC